Molecule: messenger RNA, 981 nt
Organism: Manis pentadactyla (Chinese pangolin)
Lineage: Eukaryota; Metazoa; Chordata; Mammalia; Pholidota; Manidae
Gene: CTRC
Product: chymotrypsin C
Exons: 8
Coding region: 115-921 (268 amino acids)
Biological process (GO): proteolysis
Molecular function (GO): serine-type endopeptidase activity
Source: RefSeq, a predicted model, not a curated record
GACCAGGUUUCUCUCCAAGGAGUGGCUCAGCCUUGACCACCCCCCCUUCUGCCUAUAAGUGCGCCCCCACCCAUCCCGACAGCCACUCGGUCCUGAGCAAGUCCCACUCACAACAUGUUGGGUGUCACGGUCCUCGCCGCGCUUCUGGCCUAUGCCUCCAGCUGUGGGGUCCCCAGCUUCCUGCCAAACCUCUCAGCCCGAGUGGUGGGAGGAGACGAUGCCAGGCCCCACAGCUGGCCCUGGCAGAUCUCCCUCCAGUACCUCAGAGAUGACACGUGGAGGCACACAUGCGGUGGCACCUUGAUCGCCAGCAACUACGUCCUCACGGCGGCCCAUUGCAUCAGCAACACCCUGACCUACCGUGUGGCCCUGGGGAAGAACAACCUGGCAGAGGACAACGAGGAGGGCUCCCGGAUCGUGGGCGUGGACACCAUCUUUGUCCACGAGAAGUGGAACUCUUUCCUGGUGCGCAAUGACAUUGCCCUCAUCAAGCUGGCGGAGCCCGUACUGCUGAGUGACACCAUCCAGACGGCAUGCCUGCCGGAGGAGGGCUCCUUGCUGCCCCAAGACUAUCCCUGCUACGUCACUGGCUGGGGCCGCCUCUGGACCAAUGGGCCCAUUGCGGAUGAGCUGCAGCAGGGCCUGCAGCCUGUGGUGGAUCAUGCCACGUGCACCCAGAGCGACUGGUGGGGCACCAUGGUGAAGGACACGAUGGUGUGCGCAGGGGGUGAUGGCGUCAUCUCAGCCUGCAACGGGGACUCGGGUGGCCCGCUGAACUGCCAGGCCGAGAACGGCUCCUGGGAGGUGCGGGGCAUAGUCAGCUUCGGCUCCGGGCUGGGCUGCAACACCAAAAAGAAGCCCACGGUCUUCACCCGCGUGUCCGCCUACAACAGCUGGAUCAAUGAGAAAAUGCAACUGUGAUUCACCCUUGGGAGCCAUGGCCUCAAAUCCCUGCAACCACAAUAAACCUCCUUCCCCCUC